Molecule: messenger RNA, 708 nt
Organism: Prosopis cineraria
Lineage: Eukaryota; Viridiplantae; Streptophyta; Magnoliopsida; Fabales; Fabaceae
Exons: 2
Coding region: 1-708 (235 amino acids)
Source: RefSeq, a predicted model, not a curated record
AUGGAGGAGUACUUAAGCAAGAUGAAGCUUCUUUCAGAUCAUAUGGCUCUCGCUGGACAUCCACUGGCCCUGUCAGACCUCAUUAUGCAGACUCUUGCAGAUCUUGACGUCAAAUAUACUCCUAUGGUGGUUUAUUUAGCUGAUAAACCUGAUUUAUCUUGGAUCGACUUGCAGUCAUAUUUGCUCACCUAUGAAUGGCAUCUUGAGCACCUCACCAAUGCUUCCACUGUAAGUCACGCAUUUGCCAAUUUGAGUUUUCGUUCUGACAAUUCCACUAGCUUUAGUUCUACACAGGUCACUGGGUCUUCGUAUACUGGGUCACGACCUCCUUGGAAAGGUCGAGGACAAGGUGGACGCGGCAGAGGACGUCAUUCUAGAGGCAAUAAACCUAGUCACUCUCUCUCAUCAGCUUAUUAUGCAACCUCUGAGACUGGUCUAGACCCUGCUUGGUAUGUUGAUAGUGGUGCAUCUAAUCAUAUGGCACACUUGAAUGGAAAUGAUCCUCGAAAUAAUGAUGCAACAGGAUCAGAUAUACUUACAGUUGGUAAUGGUUCUGGCUUACGUAUUGCUGGUCAUUCCUCUGGUUUUAUUGGAUGUGGUAACAAUACCAAAUUAUCUUUGAAUGAUGUUCUAGUUGUUCCAGCUAUUAAGAAGAACUUACUUAAUGUCUCUGAACAACGAACAACGAGACGAUGUGCGUGCCUCUGA